UUGAGCCCCGGGCACAGGCAAGGCGGGCAGGCAGGCUGAGGGCUGAGCCGGUCCCUUGUAGCCCUCAGCACUGCACAGCAUCUACCAGACCGGCCGGCUCUCCGGGGAUGGGAUCUGGACAUGGACACCUUCUCCGAAAGUGACGCCUUGCUGAGUCUGGGCUCUGUCAUCGACGUCUCCAGCCUCCGGGAAGUCACCAAAGAUGCCAUCGCUUCCGUUCUCCCCAAAGUGGAAAGAGUGUAUGUUUACCUCCUGGAGGGUGAAGCUCGGCUGACGUGCAACGACCCACCCCAUGAGUUGCCCCAGGAAGGAAAGCUCAGAGAUGCGGUCCUCGAGCAGAAGAGGGUGGCGUGUAACGGCCUUCCUCCGGCGGAGCUGCAGGGCAAGCCAGUGGCCGGCUUAGCCGCACCGCUAGCCCCGGAUAAACAAGUUCUGAUCAUUCCCUUGGUGGACAAAGAUACGGGGACGGUGGUUUGUGUCAUCCUGGUGCACUGUGGCAAACUCUGUGAUUCCGAUGAACUACACCUGCGUGCUUUGGAGAAGCAUAUUCUGGUGUCCUACAAGCGCAUCGAAGCUCUGCAGAAGCUCCCGCCGUGGCCGCAGGUCAGCCUCUCCACCAGCUCCUCACAGAACUCCGUGGCAAAAGCCGAGGGGACGCCCAAGAGCAGCAGCUACAGUGACCUGGACCGAAAAAUUCUCCAGUUAUGUGGGGAGCUCUACGACCUGGACGCUGCCUCACUCCAGCUCAAAGUCAUUAACUACCUGAAGCAGGAAACCGACUCCCCCUGCUGCUGCCUCCUCCUGGUGUCGGAAGAUAACCAUCAGCUGUUCUGCCAGGUCAUCGGAGACAAAGUCCUGGAAGAGGAGAUCAGCUUCCCUUUAACCGUGGGGCGCCUAGGAAAGGUCGUGGAGGAGAAGAAAUCCAUCACCUUGCAAGACAUCAGCUUGGAGGAGCACAAGCAGCUGAACAACAUGCUGGGCUUUGAAGUGACGGCCAUGCUCUGCGUCCCGGUCAUCAGCAGGGCCACCUCGCAGGUGGUCGCUCUGGCCUGUGCUUUCAACAAGAUUGGGGGAGAGAGCUACACAGAUGUCGAUGAGCACAAAAUCCAGCACUGCUUUUGCUACACCUCCACCGUCCUGACCAGCACCCUGGCCUUCCAGAAGGAGCAGAAGCUGAAAUGUGAAUGUCAGGCUCUGUUGCAAGUGGCCAAGAACCUUUUCACGCAUCUGGACGAUGUAUCGGUGCUGCUGCAAGAGAUUAUCACGGAAGCGCGGAAUCUGAGCAAUGCUGAAAUAUGCUCCGUUUUCCUGCUGGACAGAAUCAGCCACGAAUUGGUGGCCAAGGUUUUUGAUGGAGGCGUGGUGGAUGAUGAGAGCUACGAAAUUAGGAUUCCGGCCGAUCAGGGCAUAGCCGGCCACGUGGCCACCACGGGCAAGAUCCUCAACAUCAAGGACGCUUACUCCCACCCGCUCUUCUACCGUGGGGUGGACGACAGCACCGGCUUCCGGACGAGGAACAUCCUCUGUUUCCCCAUCAAGGAUGAGAAUCAAGAGGUCAUCGGAGUGGCGGAGCUGGUUAACAAGAUCAACGGGCCGUGGUUCAGCAAAUUUGACGAGGACUUGGCCACCGCCUUCUCCAUCUACUGUGGCAUCAGCAUUGCCCACUCUCUGCUCUACAAGAAAGUCCACGAGGCCCAAUACCGAAGCCACCUGGCCAACGAGAUGAUGAUGUACCACAUGAAGGUCUCAGAUGACGAAUACACCAAGCUUCUGAACGAAGGGAUCUUGCCAGUGUCGGACAUAGAUCCCAACUUUGCCAAGUUCACCUACACCCCGCGCUCCCUGCCGGACGACGACACGUGUAUGGCCACUCUGAGCAUGUUGCAGGACAUGAAUUUCAUCAGCAGCUACAAAAUCGACCACCACACGCUUGUCAGGUUCUGCCUGAUGGUGAAAAAGGGCUACAGGGACCCUCCGUACCACAACUGGAUGCAUGCCUUCUCCGUCUCCCAUUUCUGCUACCUGCUCUACAAAAACCUGGAGCUGGUCAAUUACCUGGAGGACAUCGAAAUCCUUGCCUUGUUCAUCUCCUGCAUGUGCCACGACCUGGACCACCGGGGCACCAAUAAUUCCUUCCAGGUGGCUUCGAAAUCUGUGCUGGCUGCUUUGUACAGCUCAGAAGGCUCCGUUAUGGAGAGACACCACUUUGCCCAAGCCAUCGCCAUCCUGAACACUCACGGCUGUAACAUCUUUGACCAUUUCUCACGGAAGGAUUACCAAAGGAUGCUGGAUUUGAUGAGAGACAUCAUCCUGGCCACAGAUCUUGCUCACCAUUUGAGGAUCUUCAAAGACCUGCAGAAAAUGGCAGAUGUGGGCUACGAUCCCAAGAACAAGCAGCACCACAGCCUCCUGCUGUGCCUUCUCAUGACCUCUUGUGACCUCUCGGACCAGACCAAAGGCUGGAAGACCACUCGCAAGAUCGCAGAGUUGAUCUACAAGGAAUUCUUCUCCCAGGGAGAUCUGGAGAAAGCCAUGGGCAACCGGCCGAUGGAGAUGAUGGACCGGGAGAAAGCUUAUAUCCCUGAGCUGCAGAUCAGUUUCAUGGAGCACAUUGCGAUGCCCAUCUACAAGUUGCUGCAGGAGCUCUUCCCCAAGGCGGCCGAGCUGUACGAGAGAGUGGCCAGCAACCGGGAGCACUGGACCAAAGUCUCGCACAAGUUCACCAUCCGAGGCCUGCCGAGCAACAACUCCCUCGACUUCCUGGACGAGGAGUACGACCUGCAGACCACGGGCGGCGACGAGAGCAAUGGGGUGAAGAUGAACGGCUGCCUGGACUCGGAAGACGGCCACGGGGAAGCGGAGCUGGAAGGGUGACGAGGACGAUCCGCCUCCUCACCUGGCACGGACCUGCGUGCACGCAAGUGCAGCUACGUAACUCUCGCCCCUCUGGGGACUGGACGGGGCUGGGUUUGGAAGCCAACGUGGCCCUUAUUUAUACCGUGAGCGUGCUCUCCCUCCCUCUCUGCUGCAGGCAUUUAAUUCCGUUCCCCGGCCCCCACCUGUUGCUCCAGCGCACUGACCCCACAUUCCCACGCUUUCCCCUCGCCUCCGACCUCGUGGACCAGCUUCAGCCGUUAACCCCGGAGCUCCGCCAGCCUGGCCUUUGUUCUUUGCUCCCUUGCGCGGUUGCGUUGAAUGAAUGCACAACCUUCCACCCACCCCCUUCCUUUGCAUCGUCAGCCCCUUGCAUCUGGCGGGCCAAGGCGUUUUGGGCGCACGCAAAGCCCUCCACGCCCUGGGGCCUCUGGGCCCGUGGGAGGAGAAAGAGGCCAGCCGCUGUGGUGGGAUUGCAACAGGAGGAGAAAGGAUGCCCUCUGCAAGACGGAAAGGCAUCUGUGGGUUUGACCGGCCACCCCCUGGCAUGGCUGGAGGAGGAGGAGGAGGGUUUUGGACGCCCGGGACAGGAUCUGCUUGAAAGGACACUCUCGAUCCGUCUCCUUCUCUCGCCUGAACUCAACGACCGACCCGGUAGUUUUCUGGAGGACGAAGAGAAAACUCUCCAGCUGUUCGCUACCUGCUCCUUCCUACCCUUCCUUUCUGGUUUCCCCUUCUGGUCUCUGAUCUGCACUCAACAAGUGGCGCGAUGGUGCCCGAUCCCCCAAAGGAGGCGCAGGAAUCUCUCUGUGUCUGUUCCCCUAACAAGGUGGGGUGGCUCCGUCGGUUUCCAGAGCUUCCCCUUGCUCUCUGGAAGGGCUGUCCAGGCUGGGCUGGGUGCGCGCUCAGAGUCCCAAAGAAUAGCCUGGACGUGGGGGGACGUGGGGUAGGAGCGUGCUCUUCCGCCUGAGAGCCGAACCCUUUUUUUGGAACAAGGCUGGAGGUGGUUGUGGGUCUGAUCUCUGGGGUGGGGAUCCUUCAGCCGUGCCAGGGCUCUGAGAACGACUACCUCCCCUGUAAAUCUCGUCCAUUUUGCCAAAACCUGCCGUGCCCAGUCCCAGAAAAUAGGAAACAUCAGCAAACAGGCAGGAGAGAGAGAGAGAGGAAAAAUUCUACCCUGAUGGAGAAAGGAAAGCAGAGAACAAAGAGGAGAUCUUUUUUAAAAAAGAGUGAGCGAGAGAGGGAGACUUCUUGGUUCCUCAGACCAAUAUCCAUGAUGGCUAAAAAGCCGGGGACAAAGCCACGCUGGAGGGCAUGAGAGCUUGCGAAAAUCCCACCUUUUUCAUGGAAUGGUCACUCCCCCUCCACACACACACACACACUAGAGCUUUAUGGCCCUUGUCCGCCAGGGACAGCAAAAAAAAAAUAAAAUAAAAGGGGGUGUUUUUUUUCCUUUAAAACAAAACUUCUG
Molecule: messenger RNA, 4345 nt
Organism: Pogona vitticeps (central bearded dragon)
Lineage: Eukaryota; Metazoa; Chordata; Lepidosauria; Squamata; Agamidae
Source: RefSeq, a predicted model, not a curated record